UCGGCGUUUCCCAAAAGGAGGGGUGGGCGGGGCUCUUCCAGUUUAAGGGGAGAGAAAGGGCCUCAGCAGACACAGUGAAGGGCGGUGGAGAGGACCGCGCCGUCCUGCUGUCACCGAGAGCUGAAGACGCCAUCUCCCACCGAGAGUCAUGGCCCCGUUGGCCCUGCGCCUCCUCGUCCUCGUCCCCAUCCUCCUCAGCCUGGCGGCCUCCCGGGACUGGAAGGCUGAACGCAGCCAGGACCCCUUCGAGAAAUGCAUGCAGGAUCCUGACUAUGAGCAGCUGCUCGAGGUGGUGACCUGGGGGCUCAAUCGGACCCUGAAGCCCCAGAGGGUGAUUGUGGUCGGCGCUGGUGUGGCGGGGCUGGUGGCUGCCAAGAUGCUCAGUGAUGCCGGACAUAAGGUCACCAUCCUGGAGGCAGAUAACAGGAUCGGGGGCCGCAUCUUCACCUACCGGGACCAGAACACGGGCUGGAUUGGGGAGCUGGGAGCCAUGCGCAUGCCCAGCUCUCACAGGAUCCUCCAUAAGCUCUGCCAGGGCCUGGGGCUCAACCUGACCAAGUUCACCCAGUAUGACAAGAACACAUGGACGGAGGUGCACGAAGUGAAGCUGCGCAACUACGUGGUGGAGAAGGUACCCGAGAAGCUGGGCUACGCCCUACGCCCCCAGGAAAAGGGCCAGUCGCCUGAAGACAUCUACCAGAUGGCUCUCAACCAGGCUCUCAAAGACCUCAAGGCACUGGGCUGCAGAAAGGCGAUGAAAAAAUUUGAAAGGCACACACUCUUGGAAUACCUCCUCGGGGAAGGGAACCUGAGCCGGCCGGCCGUGCAGCUUCUGGGAGACGUGAUGUCCGAGGAUGGCUUCUUCUAUCUCAGCUUCGCCGAGGCCCUCAGGGCCCACAGCUGUCUCAGCGACAGACUCCAGUACAGCCGCAUCGUGGGUGGCUGGGACCUGCUGCCGCGCGCACUGCUGAGCUCGCUGUCCGGGCUCGUGCUGUUGAACGCGCCCGUCGUGGCGAUGACCCAGGGGCCGCACGAUGUGCACGUGCAGAUCGAUACCUCACCCCCGGCGCGGAAUCUGAAGGUGCUGAAGGCCGACGUGGUGCUGCUGACGGCGAGCGGACCGGCGGUGAAGCGCAUCACCUUCUCGCCGCCGCUGCCCCGCCACAUGCAGGAGGCGCUGCGGAGGCUGCACUACGUGCCGGCCACCAAAGUGUUUCUAAGCUUCCGCAGGCCCUUCUGGCGCGAGGAGCACAUUGAAGGCGGUCACUCGAACACCGACCGCCCGUCGCGCAUGAUUUUCUACCCGCCGCCGCGCGAGGGCGCGCUGCUGCUGGCUUCGUACACGUGGUCGGACGCGGCGGCCGCGUUCGCCGGCUUGAGCCGGGAAGAAGCGCUGCGCUUGGCGCUCGACGACGUGGCGGCAUUGCACGGGCCUCUCGUGCGCCAGCUCUGGGACGGCACCGGCGUCGUCAAGCGUUGGGCGGAGGACCCGCACAGCCAGGGUGGCUUCGUGGUACAGCCGCCGACGCUCUGGCAAACCGAAAAGGAUUACUGGAGGGUCCCUUAUGGCCGCAUCUACUUUGCCGGCGAGCACACCGCCUACCCGCACGGCUGGGUGGAGACGGCGGUAAAGUCGGCGCUGCGCGCCGCCAUCAAGAUCAACAGCCGGAAGGGGCCUGCAUCCGACACGGCCAGCCCCACGGGGCACGCGUCCGACACGGAGGGGCAGGGGCAUGUGCAUGGGGUGGCUGGCAGCCCCUCGCAUGACCUGGCAAAGGAAGAGGGCAGCCACCCUGCAGCCCAAGGCCAGUUCUCUCUCCAGCACAUGACCCACACGAGGACCUUGUAUUAAAGUAUUUUCGGAAAAA
Cercocebus atys (sooty mangabey) is the source of this 1868-nucleotide messenger RNA. It is a transcript of the gene IL4I1, whose product is annotated as interleukin 4 induced 1. The coding region runs from base 149 to 1852 and encodes 567 amino acids. The transcript has 8 exons. The record is from RefSeq and is a predicted model, not a curated record. Gene Ontology annotation, molecular function: L-amino-acid oxidase activity; polyamine oxidase activity. Gene Ontology annotation, biological process: amino acid catabolic process. Lineage: Eukaryota; Metazoa; Chordata; Mammalia; Primates; Cercopithecidae.